AGUCCCAUAACCUGAUUGGUUCUCGACGAGUAAACCCUACAUUCCAUAAAGUUUUGCUUUGGCAUCUUGUCUGACAUGUGAAUGAAUUAAUAGCGUUUCUCACAAAUACCACUGAGGUGCUUAUAAGCGCAUUUUACACACUGGAAAUUCACUGUACCCAGAAGAUACCCAACCCAGCGCGCUUCGGGACUGAGUGUAAGCGCAGUACAGGAUUAACUGAAAAUGAUUUGGAUGCACGCUGUCAUUGUGUUCCUGUGUCUUUGUCCAAUCCUCGCUGCAUUUGGGCAGGACUGUCCCAGCAGGCAGGACAUGCAGAGCUCCCUAAAGCAGGUCCAGAAGCUGCUGUCGACCCACGAGGCUGCAUACCUUCAGAGCCUCCGCACCCUGAGGAAGAAACUCAACUUGCUACAGAACACAGCCACUAAACAGACUGGCAAAGCAAACAAUGAUACCUGUCUAAAGCUGGACACGCCUGCCAACAGCAGGAAGUUGGGAAAGGCGCAGACCCCAGGUCACGAGGUUCACUUUCUGUGUGAUGCGGGUUAUGAGUUGGUGGGAGCAGAGAGCAGGAUGUGUCAGGAGAGCCUCACCUGGAGCGGCCAGCAGCCCACCUGCCGCAACAUAAAUGAGUGUGCCUCGUCUCCCUGUCUGAACGGGGGGACAUGUGUGGACGAGAUGAACCAGUUCUCCUGCACGUGUACCAAAGGCUGGGCCGGAGCCACCUGCCAGAGCCCUGUGCCAACAUUCUUUGUCACCAUGACGAACACCUCGUCUGCCACCUCCUCUGCGGCUGCUGCCAUCUCUCCCCCGGCUGUGACUGUUGGUCCGUUUGUCCGUCCGUCUCGCUGUACGCAGGUCCAGGGCACCACCCACUGCACCUGUGACCCCGGAUACACCAUCUCUGGGCGUGACAGCACCACUUGCACAGACAUUGAUGAGUGUGAGUUGUUCCACAUGGGUCAGGCUGGCCGGCUGUGUUUACAUGCCUGUGUUAACACUCCUGGAGGCUACCGCUGUACCUGUCCUGCUGGAUACAAUGUCACCCGCGACGGACGCAACUGCAAAGACAUAGAUGAGUGUGCCACCAGACUGAAUAACUGCACCCGGGACCAGAUGUGUAUAAACACCUACGGAGGGUUCCAGUGUGUACGUGUGGACUGCCCCCGCAUACGAAACUCCACCUACAGCAAAACCUCACCCCUGCGUUGCGAGCGUAACCCCUGCUCUGUGGACAACAAGGUGUGCUCUCAGGCCCCUAACUCCAUCUCCCACCACUACCUGUCUGUCGUAUCCAACCUGUCAGCACCACGCACCAUGUUCCGUGUGUCGGCCCUCCGCCUCAUGGGCGACACGCUGCGUUUCUCCCUGCUGGGCCGCGGGCAGGCCCGACGCCACUUCACGGUGCAGCGGUCAGACCGACAGACAGGCCAGCUGGUGCUGGGGAGCCCGGUGCAAGGCCCUGCUACACUGGAGGCAGAGGUGGAGAUGACCGAGCUGGAGAAAGGGGUCCAGCUGGGGCGGUACAUCACCAAGAUCACCAUGUUCAUCUCCCAGUAUGAGUUCUAGAGAGGGAGAGAGAAAGGUAGGGAUUUAGAGGGUGGAAUGAGGAGAGGGAGGAGGGAGUACUGUGGUAAGAGUUUUGGAGUGUGGCAGUGGAUAGGGCUGGGAGGCUGGGAGGGGUGAGGCACUAAGUCCUAAGGAACAAAGAAGGACCUAAAGGAGAGGGAAGUUUAGUCGAGACAUACAGGUAUGGCAGGAACGGAUGCAUUUGGUAGAGUUGUAUCAAUU
Molecule: messenger RNA, 1788 nt
Organism: Oncorhynchus mykiss (rainbow trout)
Lineage: Eukaryota; Metazoa; Chordata; Actinopteri; Salmoniformes; Salmonidae
Product: fibulin-7
Molecular function (GO): calcium ion binding
Source: RefSeq, a predicted model, not a curated record